Molecule: messenger RNA, 1070 nt
Organism: Erythranthe guttata (spotted monkey flower)
Lineage: Eukaryota; Viridiplantae; Streptophyta; Magnoliopsida; Lamiales; Phrymaceae
Product: bidirectional sugar transporter SWEET1
Biological process (GO): carbohydrate transport
Cellular component (GO): membrane
Molecular function (GO): sugar transmembrane transporter activity
Source: RefSeq, a predicted model, not a curated record
UUGUAUUUUUGGUUCUAUAUAAACCACCCACAAUUCCUUACUUCUUUUUUCAUCACUCUCUCAACAAACCAACUCAUCUUUUCUUGAAUAUAUAAUAUAAUAUUCAUUUUCUUUUCUUUUUUCCUUUUUUUUUUAUUGUAAGAUAUUAAUUUUUCUGUUGGGAAUAAAAAAAAUAAUAAAUAUUCAGUAUUCAUGGGUAAAGAGAAGAUCCUGCAUUUGGUGUUUGGAAUCUUUGGAAAUGCCACGGGUUUGUUUCUGUUCUUGGCUCCAACGGUUACAUUCAAGAGGAUCAUCACCAACAAAUCGACCGAGCAAUUCUCCGGCAUACCCUACGUCAUGACCUUGCUCAAUUGCUUGCUCGCCGCUUGGUACGGUAUGCCGUUCAUAUCACCAAACAACGUCCUAGUAUCGGCUAUAAACGGCACUGGAGUGGUGAUCGAGUCGAUUUACGUGCUUAUAUUUCUCAUAUACGCACCUAAAAAGGAGAAGGGCAAGAUCUUAGGGCUUCUACUUUUGAUUCUCGCAAUAUUUACGACGGUAGCCCUGGUCUCGAUUCUCGCCUUUCGCGGACACGACAAUUUAAAGAAGCUGUUUUGUGGUAUAGCUGCUACAUUAUUCUCCAUCAUAAUGUAUGCUUCUCCUCUAUCUGUCAUGAGGCUGGUGAUUAAAACCAAGAGUGUGGAGUAUAUGCCUUUUUUGCUGUCACUGUUUGUUUUCCUGUGUGGUACUUCUUGGCUGAUUUAUGGUUUAAUUGGGAAGGACAUGUUUAUUUAUAUUCCAAAUGGAUUUGGGUGCUUAUUGGGAACAAUGCAGCUAUGUAUAUACGCAAUUUACCGCAAUAAAAAAGGUGAAAUCAAGAAAUUACCGUCUGCGGAAAUGGGCCUUGCUAAAUCCAAUUAUUUUCAGAAUGGACAAUCCUAAUUAAUUUUAAUUAAUUUUAAUUUCCAUCCAGUUUAAGAAAAUAUUCUGCAUUUAGUAUUUUGUUGUUGUUGUUUCUUUUUGGUGUUUUUAUGGUUAAUGGAUAUAAUAAUUUUGUACUUUUAAUUAUAAUCUUAUUUUAUUUUGUUACU